This is a messenger RNA of Leptinotarsa decemlineata (Colorado potato beetle), 2163 nucleotides long. RefSeq names its product Transmembrane channel-like (gene Tmc). NCBI's taxonomy places the organism in Eukaryota, Metazoa, Arthropoda, Insecta, Coleoptera, Chrysomelidae. Gene Ontology annotation, molecular function: mechanosensitive monoatomic ion channel activity. Gene Ontology annotation, cellular component: plasma membrane. The record is from RefSeq and is a predicted model, not a curated record.
UUUUGCUGUAUAACAGUUGUGUUUAUGUUAGGUGAAUCAAUUAAAUUGAUGUUUCGAUUUGAGACAAACAUAAAUAUAUUUUUUGUUUGUCAUGUCCUGGAAUUUUUUAAUGUACAAUAUGAGAAUAACACAUGUGAGAAACUAAAAAUUUGAAAAUAUUCAAUUGUCUUGAAAAAAACUCUCCUGGGAAAAACUGCUUCUCACAUACAAUUCUAUUGAUAAUCAUUAUAUUCAGUAAAAGUUCUUUUUUUAAUUCUCACAAUUUUUUUGAACCUCAUUGAAUGUUAUGAAAUUAAUUUAUUCUUGAAAAUCUAUAACUUAUUAAAAUAAAGCUUUAUUGUGAGAUUUGCUCUGAGUAGUUAAAAAAUCGCAACACCUAUUUCACUAUACAACAGCUUCUUUUAAAUACGUCUGAGGAAGCAACACAUCUUGCAUUCAGUGGAAAUCACAAAAUAAGGUGAUCGAUUGAUGACCAUUUUAUUUUGUACAGAUUCAUAUGGAAUAUAGGAUAGAGAAAAUUACUUUUGUCUAUUUUCCACUGAGGUUUUUAUUUGUUAAACCAUUCUCAAGUUGACUAUAUUUGCUUUAAUAAUUCAGCCAAGCGUUUCUCCUGUUCAUUUUUCAUUUCUGUUGAGCUCAACUAUUUCUCAAAUAUGUUUGAUGAGUGUGUUAACUAAUAUUUUUCUUUUUUCUGUUGAAGGUCCCAUAACUUUUAUUACGCCUUAUUACUGAUGAUGCUUUUUUUAUGCGUUCUUCCUGUGGGAUACACAAUUGUUUGGAUUCGACCUUCUUGGCACUGUGGUCCAUUCAGCAAAUAUAAGAAAAUAUUUCAUAUUUUUACUGAAACAAUCAAGGAAAACAGUCCGGAACGAUUUAGGAAAGUACUGGAUUAUAUUGCAUCACCUGGUAUAGUUAUUCCGCUACUUGUUUUGCUGACUCUCAUUAUUUACUACUUGAUUUCACUGACUAGUGCUUUGAGAGAGGCUAAUGAUGACCUUAAGAUCCAAUUACGCAGGGAGAGAACUGAAGAGAGAAGAAAAAUGUUCCAAAUGACGGAUAGACGAAGGAGGGUUGGAUCUGGUGAAUCUAACGAUUUAUCGAAUACUCCUUUCAGUAAAUGGAAAAAAGUUCUUGGGGAUUUGCCAAGCGGAAAAAGUUUGGAUGAAACACCGAAACCAGAUCCAGAAGAUAUUCCAGAACAAGUGAAAGAGGAAAAUGGCAAUAAGAGCAGAGAUUUCUUCACGAAAUUGAUAAAACGAGCUCUAGGAAAAUCGUCAACAUCUGAAGAUGAGCCUAAUGCUGAAGAUGGAACCGACACUGAACAGCAUGACUCAUUGCCUUACGACACUAUUUCAUCGAGAAAAAGUUUGCAUAGACCUCUCAAGCCUUCAUUUUCCUGGGGAAAGACAGAUUUUCAGACAGUUGCUACCAAGGCGAUGCAAUUGAACAAAAACAAUCCAGAUCCCAACGACAAUAGAAAUAUUUCCGAACACAGUCAAAUUGCGACUUGUGUCAGCAGACAGAAUUCUGACUUAAGAAAAGACGUCCAUAGGAGAAAAUCAAAUGUGACUAAAACAGAACCUUCAUUUUCUGACAAUACGAGACAGGACUCAGAAUCAUCUGUUUGGUCUGAGAACAUUCCUGUGAUAACUAUUAGUAAAACUGAAAGUGCAGAAAACAUCCUCAGUUCAAAAAUCAGUGACUCGCAAAAAGUUGAGAUUGACAAAGUCCCCCAUCAACAACAAUUCGCCCCGAAAAUAAAAUGUGCCCUCAAGAAACAAAGUACAGAAAUUGAUGAAGAAACAAUCCGGUAUUUCAAUAAAAAUAUCGAAGAAAAUAGAGCUGAAAAUGAAUUGAUCAGGGCUUUAGCUCAAGAUGAAUCAGAUGUGGAAAGUAUUUCAACAAAGAAAAAGUUUUUGGACAAUUUGGAAGAACCGUUAACUGAUGUGUCGUCCUCUGAAGGUACUGAAUAUAGAGAAAGCAGUACUGACACUGUUCUACAUACUUCAAAAACUGAAAAAAUACACCAGAAUUAACUGAACUUGAUAAUAUAUCAAAACCAUUUCAAUUUCAAAAUAACUGUUGCUUUCGCCAAUAAUGAAUGCUUUGUUAUGCUUCCGAGAUGGUUUCUGUAACUGAAAAGUAAUAAAACGUGAACUGAUA